UCCCGGCCCGCCCCGACGCUGUCGGUGACGGAAGCACGCCGGGGGUGACCUCACCUUCCAACAUGGCGGCGGCGGUAGAUUAGGGCCGCGGGUCGAAGCAGCCACCGCCGCUGGGGGACCCUGUCGGAAACGACUGCCGCCGCCGCCGCCCCUUCCAUCUCUUCUGGGGCAAGGGGCCAGGGCCAGGUUUUACACAUCCAUAAGUAGACCUUUUUGGAGCUCUGCCAGCAAACUCAAUGGCGUCCUCUACUACUGUGCCUCUAGGAUUUCACUAUGAAACAAAGUAUGUUGUUCUCAGCUACUUGGGACUCCUCUCUCAGGAGAAGCUGCAAGAGCAACAUCUUUCCUCACCCCAAGCUUCACAAUCUCUGGAUCAAGAAGUUUUAUUAAAAAUUAAAACUGAAAUUGAAGAAGAGCUAGAAUCCCUGGACAAGGAAAUUUCUGAAGCCUUUACCAGCACAGGCUUUGACCGUCAUACUUCUCCCGUGUUCAGCCCUGCUAACCCAGAAAGCUCAGUGGAAGACUGCUUGGCUCAUCUUGGAGAAAAAGUAUCGCAGGAACUGAAAGAGCCUCUACAAAAGGCAUUGCAGAUGCUCCUCAGCCAGCCAGUGACAUAUCAGGCAUAUCGGGAAUGUACACUGGAGACCACAGUUCAUGCCAGCGGCUGGAAUAAGAUUUUGGUGCCUCUGAUAUUGCUACAACAAAUGCUUUUGGAGUUGACAAGACGUGGUCAAGAGCCUCUGAGUGCAUUGCUGCAGUUUGGUGUGACGUACCUGGAGGACUAUGCUGCAGAGUACAUCAUUCAACAAGGUGGCUGGAUUUGUAAAGAUGUGUUUCAUGUCCCAGAAUGGUCUAGUGCUUGCCCCAGAGUUUGCAAUAUACAUUUACAACUAGUCCAAGUUCACUUUCAGAUAACACUGUGCUGCUUCAUGAGUAAUGGCACUGUCUUUAACCUUGAAUCAGAGGAGGAGGAAUACCCUGGAAUCGCUGCAGAAGAUAGCAAUGACAUUUAUAUCCUGCCCAGUGACAACUCUGGACAAGUCAGUCCUCCAGAGUCUCCUACUGUGACCACUUCUUGGCAGUCAGAGAGCUUACCUGUUUCACUCUCAGCCAGUCAGAGUUGGCACACAGAAAGCCUACCAGUGUCCCUAGGUCCUGAGUCCUGGCAACAGAUUGCAAUGGAUCCUGAAGAAGUCAAAAGCUUAGAUAGCAAUGGGGCUGGAGAGAAGAGCGAGAACAAUUCUUCUAAUUCUGACAUUGUGCAUGUGGAAAAAGAAGAAAUACCUGAAGGUGUGGAAGAGGCUGCUGUGGCAUCUGUAGUCUUGCCAACCAAGGAGCUGCAGGAGGCAUUCCCUGAAGCACCUGCUCCCUUGCUUCCGCAUAUCACUGCUACUUCCGUGCUGGAGGUGAGGGAACCUGACACAGAAGCGAUUGCAAUUGAGAAAGUCAGCCCUGCUACAUCGUUGUUUGUGGAACUUGAUGAAGAAGAGAACUUGAUGAAGACAAAAGCAGCAGCAGUUGAAUCUGUUGAACUAGAAGAGGAAGUGAUCCCUGCACUGGAACCCACAGAAACACUGCUGAGUGAAAAGGAGAUGCAUGUAAAGAGAGAGGGUCUUCAAGAAGGGCCCUCCCCUGCUGCAGAAGAGAAGGCCUUCCCCCUGUCUGAGGGCAAGUCUAUACUGCUGUUUGGAGGGGCCGCCGCUGUUGCCAUCCUGGCAGUGGCAGUUGGGGUAGCACUGGCUCUGAGAAAGAAAUAGCAGAUCUUUCAGAAGAGAAAGAAGACAAAAAAUAUGUAAAGUCUUAGCUGUACUGACUGAAUUGGAUCCACCAACAACUGAUUGGACAUUUGUGGAACACUCUGGGAUAAUGGGGGACUUCUGCUCAACAAGGCAUAAAUCGAUCCACAUAGUAGGGCUUGAGGUAGAGGGCAUUCACGUUUGUCUGUUAAGUUCCAAGGGCCGUGGCUCAUGCUCAAUUCAGAAUCUCUUGAGUAAAGUACUCCCUCUAGAACAGGGUUUCUCAACCUUGCCAUCAAUGACAUCAUGAUUAAUCCUAUGUUGUAGGGGGCUGUCCUGUGCACUGUAGGAUGUUUAGCAACAUCUCUGGCCUCUACCCACUAAAUAUCAGUAGCACCGUUCCCCCAGUUGUGACAACCAAAAAUGUCUCCCAACAUUGCCAAAUGUCCCCUGGGGGCAAAAUUGUUCCCGUUGAGAGCCACAGCUUUAGAGGGAGAGGGUUAAUUUAAGAGAAUCUGCGAUAGAAAUUCCUAGGCCAACAGGGCUUAGCUGUGGGCUCCUCAGCUAUUGAUUUGUUCCUGCCCUUGGAAGUUCAUCUUUCCUGACCAACAUGCUGUGUUUUGCAGCCAUUCCUUUGUGGAUCUUCUUUUUUCCCCCACCUUCUUAGUCCUGUAGCGUGAGGGUGCUCUCCCCUUAUGUCUCUGCUGCCUCUCAGGUACUGCACCGUUCCUCUUCACCCCCACGUUCUUUGUUAAAAUCCCACGGGAGAGCACUUGCUCUGUGCCCACUAAGUCCCUGAUGCUUCCUACAGCUCCACCUUGUAAAGAUGUUACCUUUAGUAAUCUUUAAAAAAAAUAAAUAUAACAGAGACCUAGGGCUCCCUGCCUGUGAAUGCAAAGGCAAGUAACUGGCUAAAGAGGGACAUUUGUCUCAUUUAGAAGCAGAAGGAUGACUUAGAUGGCCUGUCAAAGUCUCUUCUGGCCCUUUUGUGUAUGGCCACCCUAUGGAGCUUAUGGUUACUCGCUAGCAGCAUCUCUGUUGCUGGAUGGUCACUGUCUAGAACCUGCAUUAGUGUGUUUUCCCUUUAUCUGGCCUAGUCUUCUUACUGGUCAGCCAGCUUCUCUGUGGUCUUUUGCCAUGUGAUAAGGAUGUUAAUACUUGGGCUUACAGACCAACUGAAUCAUAACUCUUAUUAAAUACAGAAGGUCUCCUAAAUACCAUUGAAAUAAAAAGUAGUAAAAGAGAAGCUUGACUUUCUUGAGGCUACCCUCGAGAUUUUAGUUUGGCUUUCAGAGUUCAAGAAUUAGACUUCUUCCCUGAACUCUUUACAGUCCAAAUGCCAGAGUGAUAAACAAAAUGAUUCUAAUCAGUAUGUGCUAGUUGAGAAUCAGUGUAAUUUUCUUUCAUCUGGCUGAUCCCAUCCCUAAAGCAGGGGGGGGGUGGAACCAUGUCUUUUCAUGCCUGAGGAUCACAGUGUCACUAUGCAGGACACACAUGCUUGAUACAGGUCAUCUCAGAUUUAUCUUAGUAAAUGUAACAAAUUACUUUUUAGAUCCUGAAAUUUGUAAUAAAAUUACUUUACUAUCCUGAUCACCAAAA
This is a messenger RNA of Panthera uncia (snow leopard), 3335 nucleotides long. It is a transcript of the gene BCL2L13, whose product is annotated as BCL2 like 13. The transcript has 9 exons. Gene Ontology annotation, biological process: regulation of apoptotic process; apoptotic process. Gene Ontology annotation, cellular component: mitochondrion. Lineage: Eukaryota; Metazoa; Chordata; Mammalia; Carnivora; Felidae. Bases 237 to 1757 code for a protein of 506 amino acids. The record is from RefSeq and is a predicted model, not a curated record.